GAAGAUAAUGUCAUCACACAGGAUUCUCCAGGAGUGAAUCAGCGUCCUUAUUCAUGUUCAGAGUGCGGGAAAUCUUUCACUCAGAAAGGAGUCCUUGUUAAACACCAGAGAAUUCACACUGAUGAGCGUCCUUAUUCAUGUUCAGAGUGCGGGAAAUCUUUCACUCAGAAAGGAGACCUUGUUAAACACCAGAGAAUUCACACUGGUGAGCGUCCUUAUUCAUGUUCAGAGUGCGGGAAAUCAUUCAUUAAUAAAGAAGCCCUUGUUAUACACCAGAGAAUUCACACUGGUGAGCGUCCUUAUUCAUGUUCAGAGUGCGGCAAAUCAUUCAUUAGCAAAGGAGGCCUUGUUAUACACCAGAGAAUUCACACUGAUGAGCGUCCUUAUUCAUGUUCAGAGUGCGGGAAAUCAUACAUUAAGAAAGAAGCCCUUGUUAUACACCAGAGAAUUCACACUGAUGAGCGUCCUUAUUCAUGUUCAGAGUGCGGGAAAUCAUUCAAUUAUCAAGGAGUCCUUGUUAAACACCAGAGAAUUCACACUGAUGAGCGUCCUUAUUCAUGUUCAGAGUGCGGGAAAUCAUUCAUUAAGAAAGAAGCCCUUGUUAUACACCAG
This is a messenger RNA of Nanorana parkeri, 612 nucleotides long. RefSeq names its product zinc finger protein 154-like. The record is from RefSeq and is a predicted model, not a curated record. The transcript has 2 exons. The annotation marks the transcript as partial. NCBI's taxonomy places the organism in Eukaryota, Metazoa, Chordata, Amphibia, Anura, Dicroglossidae. Gene Ontology annotation, molecular function: DNA-binding transcription factor activity, RNA polymerase II-specific; RNA polymerase II transcription regulatory region sequence-specific DNA binding. Gene Ontology annotation, cellular component: nucleus. Gene Ontology annotation, biological process: regulation of transcription by RNA polymerase II.